ACAUGUGUGAGCCGAAAAAGAAGGAAAAAAUAUUGAAAACAAGACCAAUUCAACAAACAAAACACAAAGUCUAAUCAGAAUGGUUGAAUUGGAGUAUAGACGAAACCGCAACAACGAACGAACGAGCGAACCAGCAAGCAUCAGCAACAACAACAACAACAACAAGAAACCAACAACAUUCAUUUCAUUAUACACACGCAAUAUAAUAUUGAACGCGAUACGAUAGCGAUAAAAAUAACUACAAAGUCGUCAAACAUCUAUUCGUUUUGUUCUCUGCUGCUGAUCAGUGACAAUUGAUUAGAAAUGAGCUGAGUGAUGUGAAUCAGUUGUUCGAACAUAGAAGCAAAAAAAAAAGAAGAGAAUAAUAUCUAUCACUGUUUUGAAUUAAAGUAAAAAAAGAAUAAGAGAAAAAAAAGUACGUUGUAUUUUAUUCUAUCUUGAUUGAUUGAUCGAAAGCGAGCGACAACAAAGACUACGAGGAGAGAAAAAAAUUGAACGGAAAACAGAAAAAAUUCAGACGAUUCCAGUUGUUGAAGGUCUUGUGCACUUAAAUAUUGGGAUGGGUGUUUCGGCCCCACAAGGUCUCGAUCGACUCGAAAUAUCAACAACCGCUGCCAAAUUAUAAUCGAGAAAUACCCAAAAAAAGAACGGAAUGAAAUGCUUAUAAAUUUUGAAUGAGUGCAAUUAGGCGAGACAGACAGAUACAGAAAGAGAUAUAGAACGGAAAAAAACCAAGUUGAUAAAUUGUUAGUUGUGAUUGAAAGUGAAUCAGUGAUAGUAACAAAGUUGCGCCAAAACAUACCGAAAAAAAAACUCGCCGACCGCAUUUCCUACGAAAAUCGAAAAUAAACAAAUCGAGCAUAUAUUUUUGGAAAUAGCCGAAUCGUGUUUUUGUGUUGGUGUUUAAGUGAGCGUGCGUUAGACUCAAGUGUGGACUCGGCGAACCACAGCGCGUGGUUUGUAUAUACUUUUUUUUUAUCCCUCGGUUGUUGUUGGUGGAAAACGGGAAAUUGUAUGACGACUGACGACUGACGACGACAGCGUCUACGACGAGGGGAUGGUGAAAACUCAAGUGUAUGUGUGUUGGAAAAUGUGGAAAAUGCGUUGAUAACACACUGCUGUACUUUUGUAUUACAUGGGAAGAAAACGAAGCAAGCAUUGGCAUCCAUACAACCCAAGCAUUGCCAUAACAAGUGGAAAAAAUCAAAGGACUCGUCCAAAAACACACACACAAACACGUACCGCAUAUUCACGCAUCAAAUAAAAGGCGAAAAAAAACGUGGAUUUUCAUUGUGACAUUUAAUGAAAUGCUCGAACCUGGUCUAUGUAUAGACCUUAAAACGGCAAAAAAGAAAAACGCAAGCUAAAAUAACAGCCGCAACGAAGAGAGUCAACUCGAAAACUCGUGCGAUAAUAUUCAAUGUGCAUUAUAAACAAAAGACAAGGCUGAACAAAAAAAAAGAAGAGCGAAAAAAAAACCCACAACAAAGCAUUUUGCUCUAUAUAUACUUUCGUCCGUAUGCACGCGGUGUGAGUGAGACGCAAUAUUUGUGUGUGACUCUUAGUGCCCUUUUGACAAGAAAAACCUUUGGUUGUUUGUGGAGUUGUUGGGCCAACGCGCGCGCCAACAUCGAUGAUGAACAUUCUUCGUUCGGUUUUUCUAUAGAAUUUAUGCAUUUUGCUUGAAACAACGACGACGACAACAAUAAAAAAAAAGAACCGCUGUUAACACGAAGAAGGAAAGAAAAAAAAAACAAACGAAAACAACCAAAUCGAGCCAAGUAGACGUAGUGUAAAUUGUGGAAACUGAGAAAAAGAAAGACAGACAAAAAAGACGCAAAGUUGAGAAAAAUUGACCGAAAAAAAGGAGGCGAAUGAACAUGAGAGAAUUCAGUGAACGAGAAUGGUGAAGAGAGUUAAAAAAAAUUUAAUUUAUAACUAUAUUACGCGAAGAUAUCGCACGCUGAUUGCACUCUCUUUCUCUCUCUCAGACACACACACUCUCUGUGUGUUGUUAUUCUAGCGAAGAAGAACGAGUAAUAUGCUCUUCAAAUACACAUAGUUUGUUGUUGGUUGUAUUUUUUUUUCUUUUUGUUUUUAUUCAUUUCUCGUGUGUCGUCUUUCCAUACACAGCGCACAGUGAGUAGAUCAAUGUACUCACACACACCAUCACACAUAGACACAUACACAACGUUAUCCGUGUGCGCAUUCUAACGAGAACCAAAUAAACAGGCAGUAAAUAGACGCCAUUGUUGAGUUGAGGCCAAAGCCAAAAUACAUAACUACGUCUUCAAAAUAAAGUUUGUUUGUUUUUUCACUCGCUCGGCUGUUGUUGUUGUUGUUUUUUUUUUCGUUCAUUCGUUCGUUGGUCUACGGUGUUGCGACCGUAUGCGCAUUCGUAUCGUUUGUGCAUUGGGUUGUGUAACGCACGCAAACGACAACAGCAUCAACAGCAACAGCAGCGCGUUCACCUCUCUGUAGCUGGUGAACUGACUAUACUGCCUGUGCGCUAACACUACACACAGCUGCUGCGGCGGCGGCGGCAAAUAUCUAUCACUAUAGGCCUGAAAUGACAAAUUUGUAAAAUGUGAAUCAGACGCACAAACACACCCAUGUGCGCGACCAAGUCGAUGUGAAUGGAAUCACAGAGUUCGGGAUCCGGAGUCGCCAGAGUCUAUCGCUUUAUGUAUUGCGCACUGAGAGCUGUACAUACUACGUUCACAUACUAUACGGCUCGGCCGUACAACCGUUUGUGACACGACAACCGAGUACGAGAGAAAAAAAAAGCAGCAAAAACAACACACAUCAUCCAAUUGACGUUCACAAUAUCCCGUAAAUGUUUGUUUUGUAUUUUUCUUCAUUUUCAUCAUAUCCGUCUAUAUACCACAUACAGCUAAAGAGACGCUGCUAUCGUACUUGCUGUACUCUGCCUAUAUAUUUCAGCACGUAGUAGCUCAAGUGAGCGAGAGAAAAGACCAUACAACUCGGUAAAAACGUGUUCGCGACCGCGUCCAAGUGCUUGUGCAAGUGUAAAUACUGGUGGCGAACGUAGGCAUCGGAAUUGGUACGGUUUGUGUGAGUGCACGCACGCUCUCUCUCUCUCUCUCUCUCUCACAACGAUUAUGAUGAUGACCAAUGCGUUUUUUGUCUGUGUAUGUAUGUGUUUCGUUCUUGUUAUUCAUCGUUCGUUGAAUAUUGUGAGUGAAGAAAACGAAAAUAAACUACGACACACAGUGAACUACGCCAGUGUGACUACGUGCAUGUUCGUGUAUUUGUGUGAAAGAGAAAUAAUACACAACAACAACACACCAUAAUACAUAACACAUAUCCAAAGCGAAAACGCUUUGCGCGCUCUGAACUAAAUAUUGCUCUGUGUGUUUGUUGAGCCGUACGAUGAAAGAGUGAAUUUGAACGUCGUGAGGUGCGCGCUAUUUUUCCUACUACACAUUCUACUACGAACCAUUGCCAUUGAAAGGAGCAUGUAAGCUCUUUUGCUCUCAGUUUAUAUAUCGUUUUCAAUUCAUAUUCAUUUUCUCGCAUGGAAUUUUGUAAGUUGACACAAACAACAGCGACGACGGCGACAGAAGCAACGUUUAACAUUCUCGAUUGAUAAAUUUACCCAAAAAAUUGCUCCAAAGACAUUACCGGUUAAAUGUUGCUAAUCAAGCAAAGAAACCACUUCAAUCUCUAUCCAUUCGAAAUGGCUGAUGAAAAUGAGAAACUGCUCAUGGAGCUGAUGCGGAAAAAUGAAAAUUCCAUUUGUGCCGAUUGCCGACGAAAAGAUGUGGAAUGGGCAUCAUACAAUAUUGGCAUAUUCUUGUGUACACAAUGUGCAUCCGUUCAUCGCAGCAUCGGUGCACACAUAUCAAAAGUCAAACACUUAAAGAUGGACCGAUGGGAGGACAGCGAAGUUGAACGCAUGAAAGAGGUUGGCAACUAUAAGGCUCGACUCAAAUAUGAACAACGUGUACCCGCCUGCUAUCGACGACCCACCGAACAUACACCACAGGUAUUGCUGGAGCAAUACAUUCGUGCCAAGUAUGAGCGCUUGGAAUUCUGUCACAUUGAACGGCCAAGCUAUACAUCCGGCUACAUGGAUGGAUUUCUAAUGAAAAAAGGCAAAGAAGACCAUCGCUAUCAGAUGCGAAAAUUUAUCUUAAGCGAAUCCGAUGACACACUCAAAUACUAUGUUAAAGAGAGUAAAGAACCAAAGGCUGUACUCCGUCUAUCGGAAUUGAAUGUGGCAUUUGCGCCCGCCAAAAUUGAGCACAAAUCAUCCAUGCAAUUGACAUUUUUGAAAGACGGUUCAACGCGACACAUCUAUCUGUAUCACGAUGAUCCCGAAGUGAUAGUUAAUUGGUAUAUGGCAAUACGAUGUGCAAAAUUGCAUCGACUCCAAGUGGCAUUCCCCAGUGCCACCGAAUCCGAUUUAAUCGGUUUGCUCAGCCAUGAUUUUGCCAAAGAGGGUUGGAUUUUUAAAACGGGACCUCGACAAUCGGACGGCUAUAAACGACGUUGGUUCACAUUGGAUAAUCGAAAAUUAAUGUAUCAUGACGAUCGUUUGGACGCAUAUCCAAAGGGUGAAAUCUUUUUGGGCAACCAUUUGGAUGGCUACAGUGUACGGAUCGGUGUUAGUACAACAAGUGCGAAAAAUCAAGGAUAUCCAUUCACAUUAUUUACACCGGAACGUAUCUACAAUUUAUCGUGUGCCACCGAACAAGAGCGCGACGAAUGGAUUCGAACAAUACAACAUGUAUUAGAACGACCACUUACACCACAGGACAGUUCGGUCUCAGCCCGAUUAAUUCGCAAGCGGACAGGAACAAAUUCGAUAAACAUUUUCACAGGAAGAUAAUAAAUUACAUAGUUUAACAUUAGAAAACAUCAGUUGAAUACAUGAUUUCUAUGCCAUAAGAAUAUCAGCUAUGCUAAGAGGGAAAUAUGAAAAAGAAGAAGAAUAAUAGGAAAAACCACUACCACCACCACCACUACCAUCCGCUACGCUCUCAUUAUCGAUACGGCUGGUCGCGGCGCAGCCAAACAUACACUUUUUCUACAUUUCUUCCGUUCGAACGUUGACCGUUCAUUAAUUUGGUUUUUCUUCAUAGUUUUGUUUAAAAAAAAUUUCGAAAAAGAAAAAAGAAAAACGAAAAUCGUUUUAAUUGUUCUUUCAAUUUUCUGUUCUGAUGGGGGUUUUUUUCUCCGCGCAAUAAAUGACCUGACCUGAACAAAAUAUAUUUAAUAGAAGAAAAGAAAAAAACCAACCACAUAAAUAAUCAACAAGUCUCAAUGGAUUUGUGGGGACAACAAAAUAUUACAUACACACACACACACUAUUUGAUAUAUUUAUCUAUCUAUCAAUAACUACACAGUAAACACGAUGGUUCUAACGUUUAGAACCACAAUAUGAAAUUUGGCACUAAAAUCCAUUUGAGUACCAUUUGUACUAGAAAAAGUUCAAAAUGUUCUAAAUCAAAAAUCAAAGCUUCAUGUAUUUAUUAUAGAACUUUUGGACUUUUUCUAGAGCAAAUGGUACUAAAACAAAGUUAAGUGUCAAAUCUUAACAUUGCUAGAAUCUUUGUAUUAACUGUGUAAGACAACAUAUGAAAAAUGAAACGCUUUGUCAGUUUGCUGCAGUUAUAGAAAAUGAAAAAAAAAACAGAUAAUGAUAAUAACAGAAUAAGUGAAAGAAGAAAAGAAGAACGAACAGGUGGACUAGACAAAUUAAACGUAAUAUUAUUAUUAUUGAAUAUAUAAAACAAAAUAAGCGCAACCGCUUUACGAAAUUCAAGAUUGAAGCAACACAAGCAUAAUAAUAUGAUGAUUGAUGAAAAGAAAAUUACACAUUUAAGCUCUGUAUAAUAAUAAUCCAUGGAAGAAACACAAAACAUAUAAGAUUGUAUUAAUGUGUAUUUGUCAUUAAGAAAAAAAAAACAACAACAACAAACAACGCUAUAAUUUAUAUAAAUAUACAAAAUGAAAGAAUAAUCAAGCACAAAUAGGGCAAAUAGACCAUAUAUAUAGACAAUUUAAAGAAUCCCACAGAAAAAAUAAGGAAAUAAAUUCGAUCGUAACAAUGGACGCUUUUCGUUUCUUUCUAUUAUUGUGUUAUUCGUUGAAUGGAAAUGAAGAAUAGAGGACAACUACAUCUUUCAUUUUGAUCGCAAUUUUGAAAAAAAAAAACAUGUAAAUAAUACAUUUAGUUGAACACAAACGAAAUUGUUUGCUUCCGAUAAACAUACGUUUCAAUAAAACAAAUAACCCAAGAAAGUGUUUCUUCUUUCAUUGGCAUCAAAAUAUUCACAAUGCUUUAAAAAAAUCACUAAAUUGUGAUGAUGCAAGGAAGAUAGAACGCAUCAUUGCUUUAACAUUGCGAAAUCGACCAUCGCUUAUGCGAUCGUCGUGGAAAAUACAUUCAUCGGAGUUGAUGAUUCAACUUCGCCCAAAAUGUCCGAUUUGCGUCUCGGAAUCGAUAUUUAUACCAUAUCAAUUUUUGAUACUUGAACAACAAACAAACGAUUUACGUUGAGAAAAAACGAAUCAUUUCAAAUUUAUUGAAUUCAACUCAAAAAUUGACGAUUCAAAAUCGACGGAAAAUUCGGCAAUUGGUAAUCAAACAGCGAGUGUAUAUUUGCUACUGAGCAAGCCUGAGCUGAGCUGAAUUUGCUGACUCUGGCGUCUAAAGCGGUAAUUUAAGGCAAUUAAGGUGCAAAAUUGUCAUUGCUAGCUGAAAUUCACGUUGUUAAUCAAUCAUAUGAAUGGUUUGGAGCGAAAAUGUAAUACAGAAAAGUUGAGCGGAAGAAUGUCGAUGAUGAAUGAGCGGAAAAGGGAUGGCUAUAUAGUAAACUGCUAGGGGCAUUUCACUCGCAUUCGAAUACAUGAUCAUUCGUGUACGAAUCCUGCAUUCGCAAAAAACAGUAUAAGUAUUUGCAUUCGCACCAUGUAUUCGUACUGCCGCGCGAGCAUUCGCGCGACUCCGCAUAUGAAACGUAUUGAAACACUCGCACAUGUAUUCGUCGCGAAUGCGCUCAGUUGCGAUGAAGUGUCAAACACAGUCAAACAUGUGGAAAGAUGUCAGACGUGUUUGAAAAAUUACAACGUGCAUUAGGUGAAUCUCUACCAGAAAUUUUACAAUUAAUUCUCACACAUUCUGGAUUUAAUACAGAAAGCGCAUUAGCUACGUUGAAUACAAGCAUUUGCGGUCGCAGGUGUCCGAUUUUUUGCAAAUUUGUUUCCGUUUGAUUACAAUUCUUGAUUAACUGUGGCAACUGGAUGAUAAGCAAUCGGUGACCCGGUUUAAAUUUAAAAUGAUUCACAUUCUCGUAUGAUGUUUCUUUGAGAAUUUCUGGGUUUUCAAUGACAUAGUUCUCGAUAUCCAUAAUAGCAUCGUUGUCAAUGGACAUUAGAGAUGAUUCAUUUUCAAAUGCACAGAAUUCCAGGAUUUUAAUAAUAUCGGCCGAAAUUUUUACAUUCAAAUAUUUUUCUAAUUUGAAAAUAACAUUUUCCAGUCCCUAAAAUACAAAACACAACUUAAAUUGAUAUUAAAUUUGUAUCGAAAUAACUAUUUACCAUUUUGGUGAACUAAUGUAAACAAUGUAGUCGCAACGAUUAACACAACAAAUCAAUAUAGAUCUGUCAAGUGCAUUCGCAUUCGCGCAGCAAUAUUCGGACGUAUUUGCUAAUGCGCCGUAUAGAUACAUUAAAUGGUUAUUCGUACGAAUGCGAAUAUUCGGCACGAAUAUCAGUAUUUGCGAGUGUUUAUAUUCAAAUGCAUGGCAAAGUAUUCGCGCAUUCGUACGAAUAGCAGUAUUCGCAUAGAGUGAAAUCCCCCUAGGUAAACUGUAUAGUAAACUAUAGUGAACUAUACAGCUAUCCGAUUUCAUUUGACAUUUUUCCGCUCAACUUUUCUGUAAAUUACAUUUUCGCUCCAAACCAUUCAUAUAAAGGUGGAUCUCAGCUAUCAAAUGGCAAUUUCACAUCUCAAGUGCCUUAAAUUACCGCUUUAGGCGCCAGAGUCAGUAAAUUCAGCUCAGCUCAGGCUUGCUCAGUAGCAAAUAUGCACUAUCUGAAAUCGACGAAAAAUUCGCUGAUACAAAAUCGAUGAAAAUUUCGACGAAAGAUCCGAAAUCAUCGAGAAAUUCAACAAAAAAAAAUCCGACGAUCCAAAACCGAGCGCAAUCAUCUCGCAAGAAGAAAAAACCAAACAUAAAACCGUAGAACAGUGAAAAAUACAUACAGAAAAAUAUAACCGUAAUCACAAGUAAAGAAAAAAAUGAAGAAAAAAAAUUAAGUAAGCAACAUACUUGCAGCGGAGACGAAGUAUCUCGAAAAAAGGAAGAUAGAGAGAGAAGAAACUAAAAAAAAAAUCACAUUGAUGCGCGAUUUUGCCGCUUCAUUUCCGCCGCUCAAUGACUGACGACUGAUUUACACUUUAAAUUAUAUAAAAAUAAUAAUUACAAUGUUCGAUAAGGAUCAUUCGAUAAGGAUUGACGAUGACCGACGACCGACGACGUUCACGUUUGUAGUGAAAUUAAAAACAGAAGUAAACAAAAAAUCAAUAGGUGUAUGUAUUAAAAUAGGCGUUAAGAAGAAGAAGAAGAAAUAUAUACAUGUAUUAAACAAAAAUAGGCAUAGUUAAGUAAAAGUAAGUUAAAUAAAAAGAAAAAUCCCACGGGUAACCAGAGAAUAGUUGAACAUUUUCACUAAGGAACUAAACACAUUUCGCCUAAAUGUGUAUGCUUAGCGAGGGAAAACGACGAUGAAAAUGAAAAUCUAUUGUCAACAACAACAAGAACAGAAGAAGAAUUAAUUUUCUAAUUCUUAGAAAACUGAACUGAGCUACACACACAACAUUGUAACCUAAUAACAUAGAAUUAUACACACACACGACAUUAUAUAAAAUAGCAAAUUAUGAUGAAAAAAGAACAUCCAUUGACACAAUGAUGCUAGCAAAUUGAUGCAUUUCAUUGGCUUCGACAAAAUCAAUCGCAUUUUCGAUUGAUUUAAAUUAUUAUUAUUACACCGUUUCGGUGUGCAACAAGCCAAACCAAACCACUACUGCUCUACAUAAACUGUUUUCAUAUGCAGCAAAAAUGGUUGUUGUGUGUUGAUCGAAUUAAGAGAAGCAAAUACUUGGAGUGUUAGCAAAUUCGUUUGAAGUAUCAGCAACCAAAUGUCAGCGUGGCUCAUACGUUGCCGCCUCUCAUCUCAAUAGAAUAGAUUUUAGCGCCAUUUUCCGUUGCAAUGCAACAAAACAACAACGCCCACGGCUAUUUAGCGCCUUUUCCGUUCCUUACUGAAGUAUCCCACGGAUGCAUUUUCGCACACCAAAAUUAAAAGAGAAAACAAAACAUUUUUUUUUUCUUCGUUAAACCUAGUGAAUUUAAAACGGAAUCCCAGUUAUUUUACGUACCUACACACACAAAUUUAGACAAUUUUCAUCAUUUUUUUCCCUUGUCUUUUUGUUCGGUGUGUACUUUUUUUUCAGUUCAACGCAAUCAAAUUGCUUUUCGUUGUUGCAAGUACGUCAACCCAAAAUGAGAAAAACUAAAGCAGAGCAUAAGUUGAAUACCAAAUGUCUUGAACUAUAUAUAUAUAUAUAUAUAUCGUUAACAUGAGACUCUCUAGACUGAAUGAAUAGAUGAAAACAUGUAGAAAAACUAAAAUCGUACAUAGCUUUUAAGCAAAUCACCUAAAGAAUUGUGUGCAUUUUUUUUCUUAUGUUUAAAUUUAUAUUGGAUAUGAAGCGACGUUUUUUGUUCUGUUGUUGGUGGAUUUUUCCCAGUAUAAUUGAUACAGCCGCCGAUGGGCAGACACAGUUUUUUGAAAGUCUUUUUGCCAGAUCUAUCCACGCGAUUAUAUGUCCAUUUAUCAGAUUUUGUGUGUCACACAAUUUUGAAGCGUGAUCACAUACCAUUCAAUUUUAUUUCCAAUGACCCGAUGUCCAUGAAUGAAUUCAAUAAUGAGGACCUAUAAAUAUUUAGAUUGUUUAUUUCAAUGACAUCACGGCGCCGCCACCAAUUUUUUUUUAAAUUGAUUUAAAUACAUUUUUUAAAUCAUCAAUUUUCAUCGAACUAACCCAUAAUUUGAGGGUGGAAUGAAUUUAGAAUAAAAUCUAUGAACAAAAAAAUCAAAUUAAUGUUGAUCAGGAUUUCAAUUUAAUUUUGACUCAAUUAAAUUUGGCUUAAAUUCAAUUUCAUCUGAAAUCGAGACCAAAAUUGGAUCAAGAUCUUGAUCAACAUUAAUUUGAAUUGAUUUUUUUCGAUUAUUGAUCCAAAUUUCACUUUAUGAAAUUUUCCUUAAAUUGGAAAAAUAUCCAAAAACAAAUUGUGUAUCGAAUUUAUUGGGAUUUCAAAGGAUUUGGAUGUAAAAUAAUUCGAUUUCGAUCACUAAAUCCAUUCUUAGCACUACAUGAAAUGUAGAGCUAUUAGAUUUUCUUUUAAAAUCUACCUCGAAGAUCAAUUAAUUGAUUUUUAAAUGGAAUUCAAUGACAAAACAAUUCAUUUUUGUUCAUGGAAAUUUCAAUUGAAUUGCGUCACGACAGAUAAAAAUUUAUUCUUGAACAUUUUUUUGUGACGUUGUUUGAAACGGUAUUUUUCAAAUUCGAGAAGAAAAAGAAAUCCCGUUGGAUUUUUUCCAUGGAAAUUUCGGAUAAAUUUUUUCCGUUACAUUUUUUCCAAUGUGUUAUGAGUGUAAAAUGUUGAGAAACUAAAUCCCACCAGUUAAUAUAUUCCAAAUGAUAAUAACAUUUCUCCAGUAAUUUCUGUUUCCAUCACAGAAAUAUUAAUCAUGAGAUUACAAGCAUAAUAAUUCCUAAAUGUUGAGUCACAUAAUUGAAUUUCUGAUAAAUCUUAUCUGAAAAUAUGCGGCUCACUUGUUAUCGACAAAACCGACACAUCAACAUUAAAUUUAUGCAUUGACUCAUGUCAUUAUCAAUUUAAAGAGAAAAAAAACAAGAAGCUGAACUCAGCACUAAAUAAAAUAACACAUGUUAAAACGAAUGAUAUGCGAAAAAGACUGAAAAACAGUUUCACACUUUCUAUUUAUGGAAAAUAAAUAUCUAAAGUUAUCCGCACGUGUAUCUCGAGAAAAUUCUCUAUAAAAAUGUUAGUUAAAAUUUAAAAAAAAAUUAUCACCUUACAUUGGAAUCAGCAAGAUAGGAUUCCCAAUUUGGGAAUUUAAAUUUUCAACUUAAUUUAUUUUUUUGCGGAUUUUUUUCCUUCCCUUUUUGUUCUGAUUUUUUUUUCGGAUUUUUGGAAGAUUUUUUUCCUUUAAAUUAAUCCCUCACGAUUUCAUUUUUUUUCCCGUUCGUUUGUUGAAUUUGAAAUGACGCAUGCGAUUAAAUAAAUUUCAUAAAAACAGAUUGUUUAUAAAAAAAAGUUAGAUAAAAUCAAGUAAAUCACAUGUUAAAAAUAUACAUGGAAUGAAUCAGAAGCCAUCCCCAAAGAAUUAUUAUGUUUGUAAUAUGAGUCUCUCGUAAAUCCAUGUGACCUCAUGAAUUUAAUUUUUUUUUUUAAUUUCUUUUGAGAUUUUUUUUCCUCUUAGCAUUGAAAUUUCGAUACAUUUACGUUGGUUUAUGCAAAUAGAAUUUUCUCAAGGCGGCGUCGCACUCGGCGAAGAACAAACUUAGUCUGAUAAUAAAAUCUACCGAUUUAAUCUAGAAAAUUGGAGCGUAAAAAUGCGGUUACAGGCCAUUAUUGAAGUUCACGUUGAAAUAAAGUUCAAUCGUCGUUGAAUUUCAAGGCUCCCAGACAUAAUUUCACGGACGGACUUUGUAUGAUUUAUAUUGCCCGUCCGGGAGCCAAUUUCAACAGUUGAAUGGUACAUGACACACAAUUCCGAUAUGGUCCAAAAUUGUUCGGCCGAUCGGCAUUCUCUCUGCAAAAUAGACGAAAAAAGAAGAAAAAUGUUUAUUUUUAAAUGCGUUUUCAAGCAACAAUUUUUUUUUCAAAAUUGAAGAAAAACCAUAAAAUUGACACCGAAUGUCCGUCUAAAUUGUUCCGUCUACAUGGGAUGGACAUCGUCCAUUGGACAGAAAAUUAAAAGGAAUUAGAAAAAAAAUUUAGAAAAAAAAUUGAAUAAAAUUCGAUGCACGAAUUAAACAAAAAAAAAAAAAAACGAAGAAAAAAACGCAAAUUUUCUUCCUCGGCUGCAAAGUAUGCGAAAUUCGAAAACAAAACGACAAAAAAACCGCAGUGAACAAAUCAAAUUGGAAAUUCAAAAUUAAGAUGUAAAAGAAAGAAAAGAAAAACCUAUACAUAAAAUAUUGUAUUGAAUAAGGCUUAAGUUAUAUGAAAAAUAAAAAUAAUAUCGGAUAUCGAGCAAAAAAAAACAAAGCAAACCAAAAAAAAAAACCGGUGGUCAGUCAUUUCAUUUACUUUCUUCAGGUGGUCAGUCAUUCGGCUCGACAGGUUUGUGAAUGUUUGUCAAGUGGCGCGCUAAGGGAUUAUAUAAAACUGAUUUAGCCAUGAUUGAUGUUGGCCUACUCGGGUCGAUAGGUGACUCGGUCUUCGGCAAUUCAAUCCAAUCGAUGAAUCAUCACGAUGGUUUGACCUUUGCUGUUAUUUCCGUUGCACGUGCUAGAGCAUUUCUGAAAAAUGUGUCAAUUUCCAUCGAAAACUACUGCAGAGCAUUCAUACAUUAAGUGCGUGUGUAUGUUGCGCAACCCAUUUGGAAAUCCCCAAUGUUUUCUUCUCUUCCUCCGUCUUCUUCGGCGAAAGCAUUCAGGAGAGCAAAACAAAGUACAUUUCGAAAGGUAUACACCAACACCGUCGGAGCCACGAAAGAGAAAAAAAAGUGAAAGAAACCCUGUCAAACAGCUUAGAAAAAGAGAAGACAAAACAAAACCAAGUGAAAAAAGAAACACACAGAUCAACGCCGAAUGUUAUAGCCAUUUCUUCGGCUCUGUGUGAAGCAAGCAAUCGACAUGCGAACGAAGGAGAGCAAAGAAGAGCAAAAGAGAGCAGAAAAGAGCAACGAGGAGCAAAUGAGAAUGAAAAAGAUCGAGAGACGAAGAAGCAAAGGAAAAAAAAGUCCAUCGAAGUCGCACAUUCCGUGCCACAAUUGAUAUGAAUUCCAAGAAUAUUCAAGUGCAGAGAGUCUGUCGCGCGCGCACAAAUUGAAUGAAUCACAUUGCAAUCGCUCGGUGCCAUCGUAGUGCCUCCUCUCCUCUCCGCCGUCCACGUUGAAAAUGUGUGUGUUGGCUCGCGCGUGUGUACGUGCAUGUAUGUCUGUGUAUUCGUGUUGUUUUUGAAUUUAGUGACGUAUUUUCCCCCCUGGUUCUCGGCCGUGUUGCAUUGUUAAGAUGUUUAUUUACACCAUCACCCGAUCUUGAAACUGAAUAACUGUGAAACGCGAUGGAAUGCGAUUUGAUAUUAACAUUGAAUCAUCAAACAAAUACAAAGUCCAUUCAAAUGAACCGUUCAUCGGUAAGUCAUGUGCUGCUGUUGCUGGUAUUGGCUUCUGCUGCCGUUGUUGUUUCUGUUGCUGUUUUGCAUUGCCAACGAUUUGCUAAACAACCAAAUCGCCAAACCACUUUCAAACGAAAUGAAUUUCCAUUUCGGCUUUUAUGUAACAUCAUUUGCUAUGGAAUUUUUCGUUCAUUCAUUCAAUCGUUGAUUUCCAAUCAGUUUUUUUUUUCUUCGUUGUUUUGCUCCAAUCAAGCCCAAUCGAGAGUGGAAGACGAAAAAAAAUGUGAUUUUUAUUAGUUUUAUUCAAAUGCCAAUUACGUUUUGCUACGAGAGUCAAACCUUAAUUGAGGCAUUCAACUGUGGCAAACGGGCUCGAAAAGAAACGAAAACCAAAUCAGCCGAACCUAUUUGUGAAGAGUUGUGAAAUUGGCUGCUCGUUUGAAAGUAGUAAACAUCAAUAAAAAUAACCUCAUUUCGGCAUUAUUUUUUCCGAGAAAUUUGGAUUUUACUGUGUUGGUGCGUGUAUGUGUUUGUGUGCUCAGUGCGCGCUUUUAUUUGAUCGUUUUGAUAUAUUCUCAAUAACAUUAUCUUGAUUGUUCGUCAGAAAUCGCGCGAAUGUGAGCCGCACAAUCGAUGUGUUCUGCAGAGCGAGUGAGAGAGAGAGAAAGAGACGGGGUUUUGGCGUGAUGACUCAUCAGCUCAACAAAAAAGCAUCAAAACAAAACAGCAACAACAAUUUCAAAUAAACACACACACACAAGCACGCACUUGCGUUUUUUCCCAAAUCGCACGGCGGCCUGAAAAUAACAACAUUCGACCAACAAAAAAUAAUACACACAAUUCGAUGAAUGCCGAAAUGCACGUAUCUAUCUCCACUUGCGCAACACUGCGGCGUCGAUAAUGCCAUUAAAAACCGAAAACAUAUGCAUACGACGGCGGCAUGUUCGAUGGUUGAAGAGAGAGAGAGAAAGAGACAGACACUGACGGAAAUGCCAUAGUAAGUGGAGAAGCCGCAAAUUCUCAAUUCUAUGCCAGCCAAAGCUGCGAUUCGAAUGUGGUGUGUGUGCUUUUUUCACUUCCGAUGGAAUGCGGAUUCAAAUUUGAAUUUUACAUGCAUUUGCUACUGAAGCCUCACAUCGUGCGUGUGCGUUUAUUUGUUUUGAUUUGCACAUUUUUUUGUUUCACACAUUUUUUUCAUCCUCUUGGGGAUCAUUACACCCACACAUGGAGAUUUCCAACAUUUCUUAGAAACUUUUGUUUCCUUGCACUUUGAACAACCAUUUUUCGCAAAAUUGAACGAAUCUUCUAUUCUAAUCAGAAGUCAAGCCAUAUUUCGACUCUCAUGUUUGAGUCUCAUUUCAACUUUUCAUGAUUUCUUACUAGACUUUGUAAAAUUUCUGGUGAAUUGAUAUGAUUACUUAUGAAAUAGUUUUUUUUUUAAAUGAGAAAAUGAAAUGGCCCAUGAAAUUUAUCUCAAAAUGAGCGGAAAUUCUUGCGAGUCCAUUUCAAAUAUCCAAUUCGAAACGGUAGAGAAAAAAAACAACAACAAAGAUCAAAUGAUUUCGGUGGAAAUGAAACAAGAAUGGGAGUCUAUUCCUAUUGACUAUUUAUGAGAGUGAGAAAGAAUGAAAGAGAGAGAAAGAGAGCAAGAGACUGCGAGCGAGCGAGAGAGAAAGAGGUCAAGAGCGAGCGAAAGAGUGAGAGCAGGAGAGCAAGGGAGCAAGAGAGCGAAAGAGCAAGAGUGGAAGAGCGAUAGAGAUAGACAAAACAUUUGUAUCUGAACGUUCGCAUAUUGAGCUAUGAUGUGGUGUAUAUCAUUUUGUGUCUUUUUGUUUGCAAACGUUUUUGUCGUAAACAUCGGUCGAAGUGCCUAGGCAAUAGAGCUGUGUACAUUGGAAAAUAUGUAAAUCGUUGGUCAAGGUCAACACAAAACAAAUCGGCACAUAGCAAAACGAACAAAAAAACACAAACACACACACACACCACAAAUCAUCGACAUGCAUCGCGAUUCGAGAAGCAAAGUGAACAUACAAAAACGUGUUCGCAACGGCCAUGAUUGUAUCAAUCGUUUCUAUGAAUUGUUUGUCGCUUAAUCCAGCGGCCGUUUACAAAGAAAUAUACCCCCCCCCCCCUCCCCAUAAACAAUUUAUUGGAAAACACACAAUUCACUUUUUAUAUCCACACUGCGCUCGUUGAAACGGUCUCCCUCCCCCAUUCGAUGCAUUCACUUUUGUUUUUGUUUUCAAUCGGAAAAUACCGACACUCGUCUAUGGCAUAGAUAGACUCUAUGCAAAGUGUUUUGUGUGGUUUUUUUUCCUUCUUUCUCUCUUUCAAAACAGUGGUUUUGUUUCUUUAAUGGGCCUAAAAUGCCUGACGCUCUUAAUAUAGUGGAAAUUCCAACACGUGUUGCGCUAUUCCAAAUGCAGCGUGUGCACCGUUGCUGCUUCUGCUGCUGCUGCACGGCACACAACAUGCACACUUUUUUUCCAUUGAAAUAUGGUGCAACUGCGAAGCGCCCACUAAAGAGACACCACUUUUCUAAUCCAUAGCCUUUUGUUUUGGAUUUUUUCACAACCAAUUAACAAUCUUUUCACAUUCCAUUGAAACUAAAUAAUUAAUAUCACAAUUGAAUAUUGAUUAUUGCAAUCGGUUUCGGCAGAAACCAACGCCGCCAAUCACAAAAGGACACACCGUUAAGAUUCAUUACCGAUGCCAUCAUUAAAUUUGAAGCAGUUUUUUGUUGUUGUUGGGAUUUCGAUUAAUCCAUGGGAAUUAUUGGCUUCGAAAAGAAAACAACACUUAUGCGCAUUCUUCACCUUUUUCUCCCUUUCCAUCAUCUUUGAAUUAAGUGAACAAUUCAAAAUUUGGACUUAAUUGCUAAAAAAAAAUACGUUGGGUUUUCCGUAAUAUUUCAAUGUCUUCCUUCCCCCGCCAAUUCCGAUUCUUUCGCAGAAUUUUGCGUAAUUCUUUUCAUUCGUUGUUCUAAGCAUAGCUUGUGGUUUCGCUCACCUUGUAUUCAAACGGAUUUCAGUUUCCCGUUUUUUUUAUUCGUUUUCUGAUCAAUUUGAAAUUCAAACUUUGAACUCUAAAGUAUACCCAAAGUUAUUGCUGCCCAUAUUUCUUUCAAUCUAUCAUUCUUUCGAUUGGAUUCUCAUUUUGAUUCAAACAUUCGGACGUUCGAACAAUCGAGCAUUGGAACACUCGACCACUCAAACACUUCCUGAUCUUUGACACUUUCGAUCUACCCAAAACAAAUCACAUUGGGUAAUAAAACUUUAAGCGAAAUUCAAUCGAUUCUUUAGCUUCAAGCAAAAAUCGCAGUUCAAUGAAACAGAAGUCGUGAAACAGAGCUCUGAAUUUCUCAAACAGAAUGUAAUUCGUUUUUUUUUGGUCAAACGUUUUAUUUUUUUUUUUUGGAUCUAUCCGUGUUUCUAUAUAUGGAUCAUUGAUUGGAACAAUCGACUUAAAAUGCGUGCAUUUGAUUAAAAAAAAAUCCUUCAAUUAUUCAUCAAAAAUGCUUCAAAAACAUCAAUUGAAAGUGUUUUAGUUGAAAAUAAGCGAUUGAAAAAAAUGUCAGUCGAAAAUCGGGGAUCCUACGGUCUACAAAUGCUAAAUCUGUUGAUAAAAAUCCGCGAUUUGCGAUUUGAAACAUGUCGAAUAUGAAUGAAACACCUUUUUGAAUGUAACGUUUCGUAUUUCCAUUAGAAAAAAAACACAUCACCUCAUUGAAUGUUGCUCAUUCUCUACGCCGAUCAUUAUGUCAUCGAUUCAAUUUAUUGGGUUGACGUAAAAAAAAAAUGUCAUCAUUCUGAAUUUGAACUUCACAACGAUGAUUAAAUUCAUUCAGUAUUUUGGUUUUGUUGCCGUUGUAGUCGUCGUUGUCGUCGUUGUUCUGAUAUUGAAUGAAUGAAUCGGUUUGUUUUGUGUGAUCGCUCGCCUGCGCUCGCUCAUUCGCGCUGUUUUCGCUAUUCGGUUAUCGCAUAUAAUUGGAAUUUAUUUGCCACCUGGUCUAUACUCGAAACGUGUUUGUUUUGUGACACAAAAUAUAUGUCAACAUUGGAUAGGAUCAAUGAUAUGAUAUCUCGAAGUGACAAAAAAGAAAAACAUUCCGCGAAAUGCGGUUUAUCAUGAACAAAAAAAAAAUAGAAAUAGUCGAAUAUGGUGUGGUUUAACUUGAGAGUUAUAUUUUUUUCAUCGCAACACCGUGCGGAAAUAACAAAGAAAAUCGCCCAUGCACAGUGCGGGCAUUUCCAAAGUUGGGGAAAAAACGAUGUGCCUAGAACAAGGAGAUGCAGGGAAAUUUUCAGCAUAAAUUCCCAACAUCAAAUCCUGCUUUGCAAAUCCGCAAUUGCAAUCAAGUGCAACAUAAGAAUUGCACACUUGUAUGUUACAACAAGUAGCUAGGGCGCGUGCAUUUGCACACAUACACAUACACAGCAACCGACGGCGACGGACGACGACGGCGACAACAACGACGAGAAAUUUUAUCGAUUGACGUUUUGCACGAAACGAAACGAAAUGAAAAAAGAACGAAGAAGAACAAUUGCAAAUAGGCGAAAAAUGCCUGCUUCGUGAAUUCCGUUUUGAUGUGUGCUGCUCUGCUGCUCGAGUGUAUCGCAUUCGACGCUGUUGUUGCUGUUUUUCGUACAUUCUCGAAACAACGGGGCCUAAUGCAUAUAUACAUUUGAACUGCGUAGCAGCAGCGGCAGCCGAGAACACUACAAGAUUUAACACGUUUGAGGCAAAGUAAAACAAGCGCACAGCAAAAUAUACAAAGUGUGCGCGCUUUGGCACUUGGUCUUUUUCAGUUGCUCGGUGUUGUGUGUCUCGUUAUAUGGUAUUUUGUGUGUCGGUCGGUCUCUCCGUUCGUUCUGCUGCUGCUGCUGCUGCUGAACAUCAAGUGAUGGCACACGUACACGCACACACACAAACCCGCAAACGAUAAACACACAUACACGCGCAUGGCCCAUCCAUACAAUCACAUCACCGCAACAUGCAACCAAUCACCGUGCCCCAUUCACAUAGCAUGACAUCAUCGUGCACCAAUCGUACGGCGUGAAUGUGACGCGAUCAAAUAUUUUUAGCCAAAAUGAGUCAUAUGUAAAAACGACGAUGAAAUACAAUUUUGCCUUCAUUCGCAUUUUAGCUAUUGACUCGUCAACAAUCCACACACCACACAACAAUUUUUUCCGUUUCUGUCCACACAGUCUUCUCGUCGUAGUCGAACAAAAUUGAUCAUCAUCGUGUGCCACACAACGUACAACUGAACACCGAAGGAGAAGCAACAACAACAAAAAAAAAUAUCAAAAACGAAAUAAUAUCAAGACGAAAAGAAGAGAGAAUAAUAGUAAAACGUGCGCAAUUGAACGAGUAAGACAUAUACUCUCAGUUGAAGUUAUGUGUUUGAAUCGUAUAGAUUUUCCAAUAAAAUUUUUUAUUUAGUCGCUCCGCGUAUCCGUGUGUGUUUACUACAAUUGCAGUCAGCGAUUUUUCUUUCUUUAUUUUCAAUUAUUUGACGUAAUUUUUUUUUAUUGCAUUGUUUUGUGAAACGAGAGGAAAAGAAGAAAGAAAAAAAAAUUAUUGAAACAAAGAUUAUUUCAAUUGAGAUUGAGAUUAGUGUUGGUAUUAAGUGCUUUUUUAAAGAAAAAAAAGAAGAAAUACGUGAUUUGAAAUCAGUGGAAAAACAAAUUUGUUGAAUCGAAAACCGAUACAGUUGAACCGGGGAUCAACCCAUGCAUAUUUUGCGACACAACAUCGAUACAGACACCAAGAGAAAGAGAGACAGAGAAGCAACGACAGAAGAAGAAACAAGAGAGAAGGAAAAAAAAUAACACUAAGGUGAUUACAGUGUGUGUGAUAAAAAAGAAGCGAGAAAAAACGAAAUACCCGAAAUAUACGAUAAUGAAAUUAGUGCUUGUUGUUCGUGUGUCUUGACAAUAAUCCCACUUGAUUGCGCCCCGAAUAUUUGGUCGCCGUUGUUGACGUCGUCGUCGUCGUCGUAGUCGCUAUUGUUGCAAAAAAGAUAUUCGCAAUAAAUCAGCUGAGACUGUGGAAUACACACAAUAACCGCGUGCGGAAAUUCCAGUGUGAAAAGCAUCAAACAAGUCAUUGAAUUUUUUUUUCGGCUUGACAGGACAUUACAGGACAGGGCUCCCCCUAAAACAUACACAACAACAGACACACACACACAUCGGCUGCACGCAUGAAAACAUUGAUAAUGCACGAAAACCGAAACAAUACCAUGGAAUCGUUUUAUGAAGAGAAUGGUUCGUAUGUCGCCAACGCGACACAAGCCCGAAUGCAACGCAAUCUCAAGCGACCGGAAAGUUUGGAUCUAAAUUUAGCCGUCAACAAUAAUAAACAGCCGGGCGGUAAAAGAGCCAGAUGCAAUCAAAUUCCAGCCGUUCUCGCCUCACCCGAUAUAAAUAUGCUGAAAUGGGGCACACCAGACCUCGAAAAAUUCAUCAUGUCCACCGACAAUCCGCUACAAACGCCCACACCAAGUAUCUUUCUUGCCAUUAAUCCGGAUUGUCAAGUUAAGGUAAGGCUGUUGUUGGUAUUUUUUUUUUGACUUUUGGCUUUUUGUCACCGAUCGGAUGACAAUUGUUGACUCGCCGAUUGGCGACGAUAACGACAAAAUUAACCAACAAUUUCGUCGACAUUUUUUUUUCGAAAUUCUUUGUUGUUGGAAAUUUUCGCACAUUUACCGAUCGAAAAGCUAGAAAUUUAUUUCUCUGUAGUUAUUUGUCAUCAGAAAUAUAUUGAUCGAACUGUGUUCGAAUCGAACACCUAUGGUAUUUUCAAAAACCUCUGGGAAGUUCUUAAUGAGAACCAAUUAUCCUGGACAAUCUGGCUUUGUGUGUUAUACCAUCACAUCUAACCAUUGUUUAUGCCAGCCCAAUUGACCUUUUGUUGUGAAUUCGCAUGCAAAUUGGUCAAUACUUUUUGAUCAAUAAAAGCGAAAAUGUUCAAGGAAAAGUGAAAACAAUGUGAAAUUUCAUUGGAGUCUUAUGGAAAAUUCGAUCUUUUCUUGAAAAUUAAAACAUUUUUCUUAUGAAAACUCGAAAUCUUCUUCAUAUUUGAUCUUCUUUUUUUUUAGGUUAAACGGUUUUUCGCUCCAAGGGAAAACUUCCAAUUAAAUUGUGCUAAAAUGAAAAGAAAAUCCAUGCUAACGAAAUCAUAUCUUUCCCAAAUUACAGGAAGUAACAGACGAGCAAGAAGAAUAUGCGCAACCAUUUGUGGACGCCCUAAAUCAUUUGCGAAACAGUGAUAAGGCUCACCUCCACCCUCAUCCAGCGGCACACCACCAACAACAACAACAACAACAGCAUCAGCAACAGAAUAAUUUAAGUGAAUACACCACAGCAGGAACGACCGGUGCCAUUAUGGCGAAUCCAGCCAUUACCACGACAUCAGCCACCACAUCGACGAUAUUGAGUAAAGUCGGUAUGAGUGGAGGUUCGGUGACAUACACAAAUCUAGGUAAAACGAGAAAAAAAACAACAACCAUGUGAAACCAGUGGAACAUUCUUCGAUUCGAUCCUAAAAAAGCCAUUUGCUUAUCUAAGGCAACACGAAAAAACAACUUCGAAUUCCAGUCUCAUGCAUUUUUUUUUUUUCGAAGCAAAAACCGAGUUUGACCCAAAAUGAAAUGAAGAAGACGAAGAAACAAAAAAAAAGUGAAGAAAUUUUUUUUUUCGUUGGGUAAACAAUUGUUGAAACAAUGUGUCUGCAUGAGGUAUGCAAGUGGAAGGUCAUAUGAUGAGAAACAGUAGAGAUUCACUUCGGUUUGUUGUCAUUGAACGUAGGAAUUACGGAUAGUUCAGUCAGUUUCUCUCUUUCCCUCGUUCGCACAUUCGCUACGGACGAGCACCGAUAAAAGCCGAACGAAUGAGAUCGAGAGAAAAGACGAGACGAUUAGACUCGAACGAGGAAACACGGACAGGGAAAAAUUCCUGCAUUUUACAAUUGAUAAAAUGAUGUCGCCAGUCAAUUUUUAUCACCAGUUUCUCGCCAUGAAGCCAUUCGCCCUAAAUUGCUUUCCGAAAUUGUUUUGUUCUCUCUUCUUUUUGACUCGCUGUCUGUUUACGCCAUAAAAUUCGUCAAAUGAAACAAAACAAAGUAUCGUGUUUGCUUGUAGGUGGCUAUUGCGAGGUACCAAAUCAUCCGCCACCUAUUCCAAUGGCCAAUGAACAACGCGUAGAAAAACGAUUAUUACUUUUUGAUUCCAAUUUCAUUGCGCCAAAACACAAACAACUACAUAGCAUGGCCCGACGCAAAAAUUCAAUUGAAUCGGGGAGCGAACCGAAGAGAGAGAGAGAAAAAGCACACACUGCAAAUGAACGCAUUGUGGGCGGAUUUGGCGGCGAUAAACUUCCAAAUUAUUUAUUCCACAUCAAUAUUCGGAUACAGACAAAAAAACGAUUGCGACUCGCUCUGCCAUUGAAAUGUUCAACGAAUCGAUGUCAUUUUUGAACCGUCAAACAAAUUGCGAUUUUUUUUUUUCAAGAUCCAAAUUGAUUGUUUGGAUUUUUUUUUUAGAUUGAAUUUGAUUUUAAAAACUCGAAUUCGUUCUUUUUAAUAUCCAAAUGAUUUUGUAGCACAAUUCUGGUUCAAUGAAUACUAGUCAUUUGAUGGCUCACGAAGUUUAAACCGAUAUUUUUGAAUGGAUGUCUCAUUUGAUCGCUCACUUCAAAUCUAAGAUAUUAUAAGUUCGGGGCAUUUCCUACCAUUUCAAUCGAGGGGCGUAUUUGUCGUCCCCAGUCAAAAAAGACUCGCAUAAUUCUCAUGUAGACUCCCAUUGACUCGCAUAAACUCUUAUCAAUUUGAACACGAGUCGCCACGAAUCAUAGCACCGACAUUUUUUGGCCAAUCUACGAAUCAGCUACGAUCGAUAUGGAAAAAUUGUAUUCAAUUAUUCCCAAGACUCGUCCGGCCGACUACAUUGUUUCUUUCUACCUUAUGAGAUCAUCAACUAGAACAAUCAUCAACUCUUGGUGCCAAGUUGAGGCUCUCAACUAAAGCCAAUGGUUUCAAAUGAGCAAUCGAUUUUUCCUUAUUUUUUUAAAAAUUGAUUCGUUGAUUCGACUUGAGUUUGCUCGGUCCAAAGUCAUACCAAACGAUUUAAGAGAACUGACUCCCGUACAAAUAGACUUGAAAUUCAUUUAGUGACUUGAAAGACUCGCAAUGGCAUUAAAAUCGACUGGUUUGGUGUGAAAAGGAUUUAAAACAAAACUGAUUUUCGCAGUUUCGCACAAAGAGGCUUAAUUAUUGUGUGUUAAUGGCUUAAAUCGGGUGAAUUUUAGAAUUAAAAUACCUUUUCGUCUUCUUUUCAAUCUAAAAACCGUCAAGAGAUCAGCUCUUCGCUCUCAAGAUGCAUUUAGCAUCAAAAUUGGUUCUCAUCGAACCACCCACACAGACAUAAUUUGCAUUUAACACAGAUACGUUUUGUAUUGAUCUCAAGCAUACAGACUCCUCAAUUUGGGCUUCUUGUAAAGCAAAUGUUGGGAUUAAUUCGGAUCAGGUUUCCAAUCUCAGUUCGAAUGAAGAAAAAAAUUGAGACUUGGUUCACCAUUUGAAAUUCCCUCCCUCCAAAACAAAUCUAAAUAGAAUUCUAACCAUCAAGCAUUUUUCUUACAGACGAUAGUUACCCAGUUACAAUAAAAGAUGAA
Messenger RNA from Sitodiplosis mosellana (orange wheat blossom midge), 23080 nucleotides. Its product is annotated as arf-GAP with dual PH domain-containing protein 1-like. Gene Ontology annotation, cellular component: intracellular membrane-bounded organelle; plasma membrane; transcription regulator complex. Gene Ontology annotation, biological process: positive regulation of GTPase activity; regulation of cell cycle; regulation of transcription by RNA polymerase II. Lineage: Eukaryota; Metazoa; Arthropoda; Insecta; Diptera; Cecidomyiidae. The transcript is spliced from 8 exons. Bases 3653 to 4855 code for a protein of 400 amino acids. Gene Ontology annotation, molecular function: transcription factor binding; RNA polymerase II cis-regulatory region sequence-specific DNA binding; phosphatidylinositol bisphosphate binding. The record is from RefSeq and is a predicted model, not a curated record.